AUGCAUUUUGUGAUAUUGGAAUCUCUAGUACGAGGUUAUCGAUACUCUCCUGCAUUUCAUCUUGGCUCUCUACCCUCACUACUUCCUAAGAAGGACAAAGCAAGAAAAAAUAGGGCAAAGUCAGGAGUGAAGCCGGAAGAGGUUGCAACCGAUUGGCCCAAAUGCCGGAUCGAUCUACGAACAGUUGAGUGA
Talaromyces stipitatus ATCC 10500 is the source of this 192-nucleotide messenger RNA. RefSeq lists its product as uncharacterized. The record is from RefSeq and is a predicted model, not a curated record. Bases 1 to 192 code for a protein of 63 amino acids. Lineage: Eukaryota; Fungi; Ascomycota; Eurotiomycetes; Eurotiales; Trichocomaceae. The transcript is spliced from 2 exons.